AUGGUUCUCAGGUUCCUCCCCUGGACCAUCGACUUCAAAGCCACACCCUGUGCAGAUCAGCGAGAUGAUUCAGUUAGCCAUGCAGCUUUUGAUGGCCCAGCGCCCAUUGUCGGGCGCUUGUCAUGUAUGAAUCUCAAUCCGACCGACACACCAGACAAUCCUCCAUUGACAUCCGAAGCCGUGAGGGAUGACUUGAUCUUCAAAGGAUAUGCAUCAGGGCAAUCGGACGAUGAUUGGAAAGACCCGCAUCUCCAAAGUUUCGGCUACAGUGAGCGUCAUGAAGUCCACUGGGGCCGAAGUCAGAGAUACAACCAGCCUCGAUCCACAGCAACGGGACUUCCAGGAUCGCCAGUCGUGAAAUUUUCAUCUCCCCUGGUUCAGGAACCAAUUUAUCUCGCUCUGGACGGAUUACACGAUGCUUCACAUCUUGGAGAUCAAGAAAACACGUGGGCAUCAGGCUCAUCGGACGAUGGGUGGAUUGACCCGAGUCAGCGUCAUCAAUUCCGCUCGGGCCGUAGUCAGAGAUUCAACCAGCCUCGAACCACAGCGACUCGAGCUCCAGGUUCGUCAACGGCGAGCACACUUCGCCCCCAGGCGCCAUGCUUUGAACCCCAAGAUGGAUCAUUGGACGCCUCAGCCCUUGAGGAACCAGAAAACGCAUGGGGAUUGCUCUCCACUGCUGAAUGGACGACCAGGGCCUCCGAACAAGGCAACGGGGGUCUUCACAAUGCUAUUCGCGUUGGCAUUCGAGAAGGGGCAAUUGGCAAUCAGAUGUGGGUAGGCACUCUCGGCAUGCCUAUCGAUUCACAGAGCCAACUCGUCUUCGUGGAUGACAAUACGUUCGAAGGCCACUACACUCAAUUCUGUCGCUCGGUGCUUUGGCCAGUCCUUCAUUACCAGAUGCAAGAGGGGCCUCGCCAUGCCGAAUACGAAGAGUUCUCCUGGGACCAAUAUGUCAAGGUCAAUGAGGCAUUUGCCGAUGUGAUCAUCAGGGAGUGGAAGAAGGGAGAUACAAUUUGGGUCUUUGAUUAUCACCUUCUACUUCUUCCAGAAAUUUUGAGGUCACGUUUGCCCAGGCCUGAUAUUGGCUUUUUCUUGACCACGCCAUUUCCUUCGUAUGAAGUUUUUCGAUGCUUGUUUUCACGCGAAAAAUUGCUGAAUGGAAUGUUGGGCGCUGACCUUGUUUCGUUCCAGGCAGAGGAGUACCAAAAUCACUUUAUUCAAUGCUGCUGCCGGCUCUUGGGACUCGAAACAGUAAAAAGUGCACUCCAAGUCAAGCAACGUCUCGUCAGGGUCUGGUAUGAGUCUCUGCAAAUUGAUUCUGUCUUUCUUCAACGGGUUCGCCAAACAAGCGAUGUCAAAGCCUGGAUGACUGCUAUUGGGAACAAAUACAAAGGAAAGCGCCUCAUUGCAGCGCGCGAUCGACUGGAUGCACCGGGAGGGGUCAAGCAUAAGCUACUGGCUUACGAGAGGUUCCUGAAAAGAUAUCCCAAAUGGAGACAUACCGUUGUUCUAAUCCAGGUCAUCUCUGCUGCGCCUGAAAUCCCAGAACUAGGGGCAGAGGUAUCAAAAAUUGCGACAAGGAUCAACGCAAGAUAUUCGACUGUCGCCCAUCAACCCUUGGUGUUGCUUCAAGAAGACAUCAACUACUCUCAGUUCAUCGCUCUACUGAGUGUUGCAGAUAUCUUCCUGUCAACCACCCUACGCGAGGGAUUGAACCUGACCUGUCAUGAAUACUUCAAAUGUCAAGGUCAACCGCAUUCCGGAACCAGUUAUGGAUCAAUGAUCGUGAGCGAGUUCGCGGAAACCGGAGCGAUCGACAUUUCCUACCAAUGCAACCCAUGGGACUACAAGAGUUGUGCCAAAAUGAUCAAUGAAGUACUCGAGGCGCCAUUGAGGAGACGAAGACUAAAGUGGCAUUUGCAGAAGAAGGAAUUGGAAUCUAUGGAACACGGAUGGCUGGACUGGCUGCAAUCCAGGCUCAGCUUAGCCUGGAAGGCUCGAUACCCUCCGAAGAACGACGCUUCUGCACCGAUACUUCGCGCUGUGGCACAUCUAUAUAACUCCUCGAAUACACACGUGUUUUUCCUCGAAGAUGGUGCCCUCUUUGGUGAAGGCCCUGGGCACAUGUCAUUGGAAGCCUUGGGGACUUUAUCAGCCCUUGCCGCAAGCCCUAGCAACAUUGUCUACAUAACCAGCAGGCGGAGCAGAGUUGAUAUGCAACACGUCAUCGCAGCUCUUCCUAGUAAUAUUGGGUUCAUUCUCGAAUGCGGAUCCCUAAUCAGAGAAGUUUCCUCAACCAAGUUUCAUUUCUGGAAAACUGAACAAUCACAAGCAUGGCUGGAUGGAAUUUGGAACAUGACGAAACACUGUCGACAGCGAGUGGAAGGCAGUUUCAUUGAACAAAGAGACAACUCCAUGGUCUUUCGCUACGAUAUGGCACUGGAUUAUCCAGCCGCAAUUCGAUUCGCCAAUGACCUAGCCUACCAAGCCAGGGCUUUCCGCGGCCGCGAGUCCUACAGAUCAUCCACAGAGACUCUGCUGUACACGCCGAGCCCGAUAUGA
Molecule: messenger RNA, 2565 nt
Organism: Penicillium arizonense
Lineage: Eukaryota; Fungi; Ascomycota; Eurotiomycetes; Eurotiales; Aspergillaceae
Product: trehalose-6-phosphate synthase
Exons: 3
Coding region: 1-2565 (854 amino acids)
Biological process (GO): trehalose biosynthetic process
Cellular component (GO): alpha,alpha-trehalose-phosphate synthase complex (UDP-forming); cytosol
Molecular function (GO): catalytic activity
Source: RefSeq, a predicted model, not a curated record